GAGAGCCCACUGCUGUCAAGAUGUGACUGUACACCCUGGCUGGCUGUCCCGAGUCAUGGCCGACACCAUCUUCAGCAGUGGGAAGGAUCGGUGGGUUUGCCCCAAUGAUCGGCAGCUUGCCCUGCGAGCCAAGCUGCAGACGGGCUGGUCUGUGCACACCUACCAGACAGAGAAGCAGAGGAAGAGCCAGUGCCUCAGCCUCGCCGAGGUGGAGGCCAUCCUGCAGGUCAUCCAGAGGGCCGAGCAGCUUGACUUCCUGGAACAGCAGAGAAUCGGGCGGCUGGUGGAGCGGCUGGAGACCAUGAGGCGCAAUGUGAUGGGGAACGGCCUCUCCCAGUGUCUGCUCUGUGGGGAGGUGCUGGGCUUCCUGGGCAGCUCGUCGGUGUUCUGCAAAGACUGCAGGAAGAAAGUCUGCACCAAAUGCGGGAUCGAGGCCUCCCCCGGCCAGAAGCGGCCCCUGUGGCUGUGUAAGAUCUGCAGUGAGCAGAGAGAGGUCUGGAAGAGGUCGGGGGCCUGGUUCUACAAAGGGAUCCCCAAGUAUAUCCUGCCCCCGAAGACCCCCGGCCAGGCCGAUCACCCCCACUUCCGACCGUUGCCCGUGGAGCCAGCAGAGCAAGAGCCCAGAAGUACUGAGAGCAGCCGCGUCUACACGUGGGCCCGAGAGAGAGUGGUUUCCAGCGACAGUGACAGCCACUCAGAUCUCAGCUCCUCCAGCCUGGAGGACAGACUCCCACCCACUGGGGUCAGGGACCCAAAAGGCGACAAACCCUGGGGGGAAUCAGGUGGUGGCGUGGAGUCAUCAAAGAUGGGGCCUCCCCGCCCACCCAGCCACCUCUCAGGGAGCCAGAGCAGCCUGGCCAUCGAGACCGGACCGGCUCUGCCGACCUGCAGUGGGGGGCCCCACCCUGGCCGGACCCUAAAGGCCACAGUAAAAGGCACACCUGGGCGAGCCCCUGCUGCUGACGUGGGCUGCGACGGGCCCCUCUGCCUGCCCUGAGCAGAGGCGUGCUUGGUGUGUGAGACAGACUCUCCAGUGGAAGAGCUUGAGAGAGAAAGAGCUGGAGCCAGACCCUCCCCGGCUCCUUCCCGACCAGUCCCAGGGCCCCCCACCGCCAGCCCUGUCGGACGUGACCUCUGACUCAACCAACCAGUGUUUGCGGGGGCUGAGUCUGCUUCCCCCCACCCAGUGCCUUUCUGCACCCCUUCUCUCCUGGGAGCCCCCCUCUCCGCCGCCACCCCAGUCCCUCCCCUCAGCCGUGACCUUUAUUUAUUGCCCCCAGCCCCACCCCCAGUCUACCCCUAUGUUCAUUUUAAGUUUGCUCUCGUCUUAGUUGGACUGGAAGGGCCUUCAGACCCACCUUCUGGGGCCUUCCCCUAUGCAGUGCAAUUUCAGAGGGUGCCAGGCAGGGCUUUCUCCAUAUUCGUAUUCAUGGAAAAAGAAAUCAGAGCCUGAGCGUGACCCUUCACGCCUGAGCGUGGCCCCGGGAGAGGAACCCAGAGCACGUGGGAUGAGAGAUCCACCCAUCCUCCCCCUUCCCCUGCGGCUCUGAACAUGGAUGCAGCCUCCUCCCUCGCAGCGCAGGAGCCGCUGUUGAACCUGGCUCUGUUAGGUUUCUUGGAAGGCCUCCUUGGCCUCCCGGAGGGCUGCUGGAGCUGGAAAGGGUUCUGGUGAACACUGUGAAUUCACUCACUGAAGAGCAAGCAGCCUUCAGCUGAGCCCCCUGCUGGGCGUGAAACUCCCUAAGCCAUUAAUUCACUCCUCUUCAGUAGGCUCGGUUUGGCAGAAAAACACUUAAUUCAAAGUGUGGGCAGAUGCUUCUGGAAAACCUUUCCUGGAGGAGAGAGAAUUCGUGAUUCUGUGUGUUUGGCGUCCACACCCUCCCUCCUGACCACCCCGUGCCUGGUCCUCGAAGGGCCUUCUUCUCCAGGCCCGCAGGCCCCCACCAUUAGCUCUUUUGCCCUAGUCGCUGGCAGACAGUUAAAAAAAAAAAAAAGUAAUAAAAACACUGUUUCCCUGUGACGAGUUAUGCUUCAGGAUAAAAACAAUAAAGAUGAGAAUUUGCAUUGAGCCAGCGCGUUGAUCAAAAGGCCACCAUCACUUGUGUUUCUGAGAUGCAUCAGUAGAGAAAUGGGUGGAAAAAGAUGUGGUACGUUGGUUGCUGGAACACUUGCUAAGCCACAGUAAAAGGAAUGAGCUAGAUCUGCGUGGGUUUAGAAGGGCUCACAAACCUAACGUUGAAUGGGAAAAACAAGGCCAUCUAAGUAAAAAGUAAAAAUACAAGUAAUCAAAAUGAGUUACAUGAACUUAUAUAUAAAUGUGUCAAAAUGCGUGUAAAAUGGGCAAGGAUUUGUGGUUAAACACUGUGGACUGAACACAUCUGUAUCUCCUCUGUCUCCCCAAACCCCACCAAAAUGACAUAAAGGAAUGAAAAUGGCAUGAACUGCAAAGAUGGCAGCAGGUAAGAGAGGUCUGAAAACUUCGGAAGAUGGAAGAAUAUAAAUUGUUUAGUCCCAGCUUCCCCCACUCCCCAAAGUGUCUAAGGGAGCUGGCCACCCUCAACAAGCCCAUUUUCUCUGCAGAAUCCCCCAAACGCUCAGAACAUGGAGGGACCAGGUAUCCCUAAGGCGGAAGUUCAAGACGGUGUGAAAAUAGUAUUGGUUGGAAGAAGUGGUUAGGCCCGAGCCCAGAUGGCACAUGACUGCCCUUCUCUGAUCCUGGUAGAAGACAGGUGUACAGCUGGCCAAGGUUGAACUAGAAGGAUUCUGG
Messenger RNA from Kogia breviceps (pygmy sperm whale), 2767 nucleotides. Lineage: Eukaryota; Metazoa; Chordata; Mammalia; Artiodactyla; Physeteridae. The record is from RefSeq and is a predicted model, not a curated record.